AUUAUAUAUUAAGGCCCUAUUAUAAUGGGCCGAUUUUGAACCAUGUACUAGAAAGGGCCAAUUUGGAACAUGACUGCUGACAGUCCAAGGUCAUAAUGGGCCAGGCAAGGCUCGGUUCUCUCAAGGACACCAAAAGUACAAUGAGACGACAGCCCACUAAUAUCCAGCCAGAAGAAAAUUUCAAUCUUCGGUUUUCAGAAGCGAUCUCCAAAACCAAAUCGACGCAAGAAUUAGGGUUGUAUUGAGAAAUGGCGAUGGUAGGGCGCGUCAGAUCGACUCUCCCUCUCUUUAACAGGCUUUUGAGAGCGGAUCCUAUGUCCCUUCACGGUCAGAGAUCCACUCUUCACCAAUCCCUUCUUUGUCCCGAGCUGUUGAAGAAUUAUUCCACGGCUUCCCCAAAAAGGGAAGAGAAAGUUAAGGUGCCUCUAGCUUUGUUUGGGGGAUCUGGAAACUAUGCCUCUGCACUGUAUCUUGCAGCAGUAAAAGGAAAUAAUCUGGACAAGGUUGAGUCUGAACUUCUUGACCUUGUUGAGGCUUCAAAGAAAAGUCGAAUAUUUUCUCAAUUCACCAAGGACUUGUCAGUACCUGCCAAGACAAGAGUUGAAGCCAUUAAUGAUAUAUGUGGUCAAGCUAAAUUUUCAGAUCUUACAAAGAACUUCUUGGUGGCUGAAAAUGGAAGGCUAAAGUAUAUAGAAAGCAUUGCAAAGAGAUUUGUGGAUUUGACGAUGGCUCAUAAGGGAGAAGUGAAAGCCGUUGUCACAACUGUUAUUCCCCUUCCUCCACAGGAGGAGAAAGAACUGAAGGAGACCUUGCAGGAAAUAAUUGGAGAGGGGAAGCAGGUUAAGCUGGAACAGAAGAUUGAUCCUAGUAUUCUUGGUGGGCUUGUGGUAGAGUUUGAGCAAAAGGUGUUUGACAUGUCCAUUAAGACUAGGGCAAAACAGAUGGAGAGGUUCUUGCGUGAACCUAUCAACAUUGGUGCCCUCUGAAAGAUGUUGUUAUCGCCCACUGACCUUUUUAGAUUCCUUUCUGCACCACUUGGUUACUCCAAGAAGGGGAAAGAAUCAUAUGUGGUCAUGUGUGCCUCUGUUUUCUUGUACUUUUCAUAGGAUGGAAUGCAUCCAUUCACAAUAAAUGCAACUUUCUGGGCAUUUUUUUGGGAAAAUGACUGAUAUACCUUUUGUAUGGCUUUUUGUGGCUACUUCACUUUUCAAGAUCAUAAUUUGUUCUGGUACUUCUCAAAUGUUACUUGCCUUGAUGUUGGACGCUGUUUUUGAAUA
Molecule: messenger RNA, 1277 nt
Organism: Durio zibethinus
Lineage: Eukaryota; Viridiplantae; Streptophyta; Magnoliopsida; Malvales; Malvaceae
Source: RefSeq, a predicted model, not a curated record